Molecule: messenger RNA, 1815 nt
Organism: Lodderomyces beijingensis
Lineage: Eukaryota; Fungi; Ascomycota; Pichiomycetes; Serinales; Debaryomycetaceae
Source: the annotation of a GenBank genome assembly
AUGAGUUCAGCUGCGGCCCUUUCGCCUGGCAAGAUUCAAAGCAGUAUGGCUGCUACAAACACGGUCACACGCGACGAUGUUGCACAUGAACUGCCCAUCGAAACCGCAACAAGUCAAGACUUGAAACCGUCGUUCAACUACGAUUUGGAAGUCUUUAAUCUCUGCAAAGAGUAUUUGAAUCUGAAAAACCACCAUGGGUUGGCACUAGUCGCAAGACAAAAGGGAAUUCCUCCCUUUCUCAGGUUCAAAGUCUGGCCAAUUCUUUUAAAAUUCCACCCGUUUGUGCUAGACCCUUUUAUCCAACCAGACAGCGAUAUCAUCAACGAAGCCAAUGACCUGGACACUUCUUUGUCUUUGUCUUUCAAGAAUGCAACAAAUGAAACACCUGCCGCCAAUCAGAGCCGCUCAGUAGCCGGCGAUGACCGUGCCGCCGACCCUGAAAGCAAAGUCAAACGCGACAUUGCCAGAUAUAUUCAGCGCACCUACGGGUCACUGGCGAUAGAAAUGACUAGUAUGGAAAAAGAAAUCAUCAAGACGAUUGAAAAUGCAGUUUUGAAAUUCACCAUGAAAUGGAGCAAAAUUAUCAAAUACGACACGUCGUUAUCGUGGAUGGCUUUGAAUUUAGCAGAAUGGUUCCCUCCUGUGCCCAAUACCCCAUGGGUGUUGGUAGGAAGAGAGCAAAAGUCCUCGCACAACGCUUUGACAUGCAGCGUAUUGGAUGACUACUCACACUAUAUAGACCACGUCCCGGGUCUUGGCGAAUAUUUAAACACUUUGAUCAACAAGACUGAAAAUUCUUCGUCAAUGUCUUUUCAUGAAAUUUACGAGAGGCUAGUCUUGGUCUUGUUGCACUGCCCCGAGCCCACAGAUCGAAAGAAAAAGGAUGCCAAGACAUGUGAUUCAGCCGACAAGAAUGGAUCUAAAAAGAGCCUCCAGUUGAACAAAACGACAUUACCGGUGACUGGAGGAACGAUUGAAGAAAGGGUGUCGUUUUUCAUCUUUUGUCUUCGCAAGUUGCUUCCUGAAUUGGCACAAUACUUUCACGAAGAGCAAAUUUUAACAAAAUUUGGGUCUCUGGACGACGAAUGGUUGAUUUGGUGGCUCAAGUUCUGCGGCACCAAAGUAUGGUCGAAGCACGAUCGCGGCCGAAUAUGGGACUUUAUGUUGGGGUGGAGGCUCAAGAACCCAAAACGCAACUUUAGCUACUAUUACGAGAAGCUAAACUACGUGAACCGGAGCACGUUGGAAAAACUAGGUCCCGACAUCUUUUGGACGGUGAGCGCCGAGCAAGCCGAGGAACAGUAUUUGGAUCCUAGAAGAAACUCAUUCAAGGACCUCGUGAAGGAGCUCGACGAUAACUUGCAUGUUUCAAAGACGGAAUUUCGACAAGCAGCUUCAACUUCGCCGUCAGGAUUGCCCGCUUCGGACACGGAGGAACCAACGUUGUCGAUCCCUUUUUCGCGCAUCGACCCGCACGUGGCGCUUAUAUUCAUAUCGAUAUCUUUGUUGAAAUCGAAGGAGAAUACAUUGGUUGAAUUGGACCUGCACGAGAUCAGACAGUUUCUUUCGAGGCUUCCUUCAAAGUCCUACGAGUUUAGCAACAAGCAGAGAAGAUUGACACCGAAUUCCGCUUCCACAUCGACAUUUACGUCACCGUUGCCGCUGCCGACGGAGGAGCACCCCAUCAAUAGCAUCAUCAUUUCAAAUGACUCCCACAAUAACAAGCACAAGAUCAAUUUCAUAGACAGUAUAAUAACAGAGGCAGGAGAACAGUGGCGAAAGUGGUUGUGGACCGAGUUUGUAGACGAUAGUUGA